Molecule: messenger RNA, 3582 nt
Organism: Chelonoidis abingdonii (Abingdon island giant tortoise)
Lineage: Eukaryota; Metazoa; Chordata; Testudines; Testudinidae
Source: RefSeq, a predicted model, not a curated record
AAUGUGAUGAAUCUGCUAAGGGAGAAUCUGCUGCUGGUCUUCUUGUUCUGGAGUGGCAGGUGCUGGAUCAACAAGUGAGAGAAGGUUUCAGCAGCUGGGAGGAUGGUUGGAGAUGUGGGGGAAGAGUCACUAAGGCAGCAGCCGAGGCAACCAAACUGGGGUUCCUGGAAUUGCUUGUGCACAGUUUAAGAAUAACCAGACUCAUGUAGAUAAGAACAUGCACUUGCAAACACACACAUCACAUUAUGCCUGACUCAGUAACACCCAUUUCUCUCCAGCAACGGAAACUAGCCUCCUACAAGGCCACUGAAAUCAGACACUGCUCAUCCAAGAGGCAGCCUUAUCCUAUCACGCCCAUCUCCAGAGGGGUUUCAUAGAGAGAAUGCUAGUUACAUAGAACCGACUAGUUUAUUGGCCUUUGACUGAUAAGCUGAGGUGACCUCCAAACUUCAGAAGGCCGAAUCCCAUAAGGCUGUUGCUUUGACUACAUUAGUCUCUUAAGUUUACUAAAGUAGUGAUUUCCAGGCUUGUGUGAGUUGGAAAAGAAUGGACUCCAAUGCUGGAGCUGCUAGUUGUACUGGGCCCAGACACCUGGCAGCAGUGGAGACCUAGCAAUGGCGCUAACUCAGUUACUGAAGUUCUCAGGUCUGUCAUUUAAAAACUAUCUUGCUGUGAGGAUGAUCCAUGAACUAACGCUUCCUUGCAAAUUUCAUUGAUGUCCUUUGCUGAGAUGGAUGCUCUGCAUUCAGUUUGGGAUCUGCUAAUCAGGAGACCUGGGUUCCGGUUACCAGUUCUGCCAGACAUCAUGUAUGAACUUGGUCAAGUCACUUUACUAUUUGAUGACUCAGCUUCCUCGUCUGUAAAGUAAUAAUGACUACCAUCGCAGGGAAGUUGAGGCCUAACCAAUAUCUGUGAAUUGAAAGGCGUGAAAAGUAUAAAUGUCUUUGAUUGAGAAAAGGCUGGAUAUUUUUUAUUUGUUUUUUGGGGGUACACUAAAUAAUAAUUACCAGUAUUUUACUGCUGGUCUGGGCUUGAGCAAAGGAGACUGUUUUUGCCAAUUUAGUCUGCUUGGACAGGGAAUAAAUCUGGACCAUGUCCUGCCAUAAUGCUGCUACCACAAUCAGCACAUCAUAGGGUAGCUGCUCUUGGUGAGUGGGUAUCCCAAGGAAGAAGAGCCUUCAAAGGAAGAAUCUCUGGCUGGGCUGAGAAUGGGAAAUGUGCAUUGGCCCUUAAGAGUGUGGCCUACUGAGGAUGGGGUUAAGCAGUAUGGGGAGAUAGAGCCUGGUUCAGGCAUCCCAGAAGACUGUCUCACAUUCUGUGGUGGUGGUUGUGGUAGUGGGGUGGGUGUCCUUUGUCACUAAUUGAUAUCAAAGAACAGGGGGAGUUCGUAGCAUAUAGUGUUAUGAAAAGUCUCCCUCUGUAGCUCCAGGAACUAAGGGAGCUCAGCAGUGGAGACAUUGUUCACUUUUGUUUGCCAUUUUCCUCUGUGGCAGGGAAGUUGAGGGCUAUGGAGGACUCACUGAAAAGCAUUCAAAUUAUCCAAACUCUGCCCAUGCCUCCUCUGGCAUGGAACUUCUCAUGUGUAUAUCACAAAAGGGUUUCCUUUCUUCAGAGGCCUGUUAAAGGUGGGUUUCUCUGAGAACAAAGUCAUAAAUCUGGCUGUAUUAGGAGAUAAAAAUGAAGUUUGGGGAGAUGCUAAAAUAGUCAUUCUGAGAAAGCUUAGAAGGACUCUAUGCACAUUGACUGAAGCUGCUUUGUAAUGUCUGUCUGUCUACUUCCCAUAAACAUGGGACGUUACCUUUGUUUGGAAACCAACCUGGGUAGUUCUGGGGGACAAAAUAGUUACAAACCGACAUCUUCCCAGGAGUUGUCAAAGGUUUUGGACAGGGAUUGUAAAUGAUCAGUUAGUAGUUGGUCUGAGCUGCAAUAUUCCAGUUGCUGAUUUAUUUAUCCUUUAUGUUCCUCUCCUCCCAGUCUGAUGUUCCCCUGCAAGUGCCGUUGAUUAAGGAGACAAGUGACUUUGCCAGUUCUAGUGAUCAGAAUAAAUUACUAGUAACUAAUUUAUGGACCUUGCAGAAGUGCCUUUGAUGUGGUGGGCUGUGGUCUAUUGUUCAGUAAAUUGGGUUGUCAGAAAAAGUUGUUAUUACAGUUAUUGUUACAUUUUAUUGUUACAGUUCUCUCACAUAUUGGCCAGCCUUGUGGAAAUGACGAAAAUCUCUUCUCCUACCAGCAGAAUGUCAUGAUGGUUCUGAGUAAGAGGGUGAUGAACUCUCUCCCUACCAGUAGUGACUGUAAAAAGGACAUUUCAGAAACCCUUUAAAGAGACAUGGAUGUUGAAAGAAUCAUUCAAGACUCUCUGACGUGCUUCAUCCAGUCCCACAUCCCUGAUGCCGAUCUUAGCGGCAUGGAUGAAGUCGUCUUCUCCUACAUCGCUAGUGUCCUGGAAGAACUAGGUUCACCAGAAUCAUCCGAGGAGAACUUUGAUAUGGAUGCCUUUGUGGAAAUGAUGGAGGCGUAUAUCCCUGGCUUUGCAGAAAUCAACAGCGGGAACAUUUGUGAAAUGAUGUUUGCCCUCUCGGAAAGGCUCAGCGAAGCUCACAACAAAGGAAAGGUUUGCCAAAAGGCUGUGGAGAGCAUGAGCAGAGCCCCUGCUGAAGAGCUGAACCAGAGCAAAGAGCAGGGGGAAGGAGCUUCUGAUGAGAGGAGGCUGCAUAUACCAGCAGAGGGAGCCAUAGCUCAGGGAGCAGAAGGUGACCUGAAGGAUAGGGUGGAGCUGCUCCUGGAGAUGUUCCCAGCCUGCACCCUCAGCCAGGCUCAAAAGGCGCUGGCCAUGGUGCUGGGAAACCUGGAAGAGGCGGUGCAGUUACUGGUGGAAGAGAAGGUGGAACCUGGCCCAGGGGGCGCUAACCUGAAGGAGACAGCAAGGCCCCACCAAGCACCCAAACAAGAGGAUCUCAAACGAUUUAUCUUACAGAAAUACAUGAUGGUGGACAGCGAGGAGGACCAGAAAACACACAGGCCGGUGCCACCAAAGGAGGCUCCCAAGAAACUGAUCCGCUACAUUGACAACCAGGUGGUGAGUACAAAGGGAGAAAGGUACAAAGACAUUAAGAAGCCAGAGAGUGAGGAGAUGAAGAGAACUUACAUCAGCCUCAAGCCAGCCAAGAAAUACAAAUUCCACUGACGGACGUUCCCUCCAAGGCAUCGUCCUCUACCCUGCUGCCUGAGGCAUGGAGGGACAGCCCUGAGGCCUUCUACACUCCUCUAACUGGAACUAACCUACCACUGGGAGUCAGCAUGCUGCUGUCAGCCUCUAAUUAUAGCAUGAUGCUACAGAGGAGCCUGUUCAGCAACACUGUUUGUGUAACCCUCCAAAUUGUCCCUCCGCAGCCAGGAGCCAGCCAUCGCUAUGGCAAAUUUGACCAACCCUGCAACUGUGUGUCCUGGACCUCUCUGCCAUUCCUUGCAUGGGGAUGUUUUUAUAGCUAAAGUGUGGCUAGUGCAGUUCACAGCUGUCUUUUUAAAUGUGUGUGCAGUGGUGUUGAUUGUGACAGUUAGUAAAGAUGGUGUGAAUCUGUGGAA